This is a messenger RNA of Entelurus aequoreus (snake pipefish), 902 nucleotides long. Its product is annotated as collagen alpha-1(XXV) chain-like. Bases 196 to 573 code for a protein of 125 amino acids. The transcript is spliced from 3 exons. NCBI's taxonomy places the organism in Eukaryota, Metazoa, Chordata, Actinopteri, Syngnathiformes, Syngnathidae. The record is from RefSeq and is a predicted model, not a curated record.
GGCGUGUUGUUGCCAUAACGAGGUUGCAAAGGGUGGGUGUGCAUGCGUGGAAAAGCUCCCGAGUGCCCACGCUUCCUUCACUACCACGCAAUUCCUCAACCCCUUCCUCUGAGCAACAAGUUUUGCAGCAAGUGACCGCCUUACUGCAGGGGGUGGAAAAGGUUGCACGUCAGUGAAUCCGCACCGGUUAUUCCAAUGAAGCCGGCAGCCGCGGGGAGCAUGGACACCAACGUGGACCCACGGAAGAAGAGUCGUGCAUCCGGGGUGGCGCUCAGCGCCAUCCCGUCGGUGUGCUCCGUGGCGUCCGUCGCCUUCUGCAUCGUCCUCAGCAUCCACGCCGCCGAUGUCAGGCGCCGGCUGGUGGGCUUGGAGCACGGCGCGGACACCUUUACGCGCACCUCUGCUGGCCUGGAUGCGUUAAUUGAGCAAAAAGUCAACCAGAUGUUCACCCAGCGUUCUUAUGAGCAAUUUGUCAAGACCAGGACGGCCAGACAAGCGUCACCUGAAUGCAACUGCCCUCCAGUGUGUGCGAGAGCCAAAGUACGGCCCCAGCCACCCAGAGAGCCCAACUAAAAACAGCAGUUGCGGUACCCAGGGAACAAGGGACCAACGGCCCCACGCAGCGACAUAAACCCCAGCGCCAGACCGUUGACAGACGCGCCCAGCAUAGAACAAGGCACGGGAGAAGCACGAGACAGCCAGCCCCCAAGCCAGCGAGAGACCACACCCACGUGGGCAGAAAGGCGAAACGCCCUGCCCCGAGGGGCCCAGAGACUCCCCGCAGCCGGACGGAAAGACCGCAAUAUUUUUCUAACAAGCCUCAGGGGUCCCACUAGGGCUGUAGCUUUCAAUUAUUUUGGUAAUCAAGUAAUCUAUCAAUUAGUUUGUUUGAUUAAUCUGGA